Ichthyophthirius multifiliis is the source of this 1749-nucleotide messenger RNA. Its product is annotated as nuclease domain protein 1. The transcript has 4 exons. The record is from RefSeq and is a predicted model, not a curated record. Lineage: Eukaryota; Ciliophora; Oligohymenophorea; Hymenostomatida.
UUAAUUGGGAAAAAUGGAAAAACAAGAGAGAGAUAAAAAAACAAAUAAAGAUUUAAAAGUAAAAAAUAUAGAAUUCAUAGGCGAAGUUCUAGAAGUACAUUCUGGAGAUUCUUUAACAAUCUAAUCAUUAAAAACAAAAAACGUAGCACGAUUUUUUUUAGUAAACGUACGUGCUCCCUAAUUAGGUACUUAAGAACGUCCUCAUAAACCUUGGGCAUAUGAAAGUAAAGAAUUUUUAAGAAAGAAAUUAAUUGGUUAAAAAGUAGAUGUAAUAUUUGAAUAUGAAAAAAUGGUUAAAAUAUAAAAAGCAUGGGAAGAAGAAAAUGAAGCUUAAAAUAAAUAAAUGAAUUUUGCUACUGUAUUUUUGUAAGAUACAAAUAUAAAUAAAUUAAUCCUUUAAGAAGGAUACGCCUUAUUAAAUCCUGCAAGAACAGACGAUGAAAAAUCUCAAUUUUAUCAAGAAUAUACAUAAGCUGAAGAAGAAGCUAAGAAAAAAUUAAAACAAAUACAUUCUUCUAAACAAGCUCCUAUUCAUUUAUUUAACGAUUACUCAAGGGUUAAAAAUAAAUAGAAAUUAAAUGAAGCUUAUACAUUCUUGAAUUCAACUCCAAAAUUAACCGGUGUAGUUGAAUUAAUAAUAAGCGGAAGUCUUUUUAAAGUCCGAAUAAAUGAAUAAGCUUGUCACAUAUUAUUACUUUUAAGUGGUAUAAGAUGUGUUCCUCCAGACAGUAAUAUAGCCGAAUAUACUACCUGGGCAAAUGCUGCUUUAAAUUUUUCCAAAAAGAAUCUCCUAUAAAGGGAUGUUGAAAUAAAAUUGGAAAAAAUAGACUCUAAAGAUAUUUUAAGAAAUCAAAAUGCUGGAGAAUAUUCAGAUUAUUAAAUUUAAAAUAUUUCUGGAAAAAUAACUACUAAAGUGACAGAAAUUAUCUCUACUGAUGAAUUCUAUGUACAUGAUGUAUAGAGAAUCAAAGAUUUAGAUAAAAUCGAAAAUGAAUUAGAUGAUUUUGACUUUGAUGCUUUCCCAAAAUUAAAAGAUCCGGUUUCUUCAGGUACUCCUUUUGUAGGCGUUUUUUCAGGAGAUGAAAAAUUCUAUAGAGGAAAGGUCAUUAGAAGGCUUUAAGGAAGCAAAUAUGAGGUCUUCUUUAUUGAUUAUGGAUUCUAUGAUAAGAUUAAUGUAGAAGAUAUGUGCAAAAUGCCAGAAAAAUGGAUUAAUAUACCACCUUUUGCUGUUAAAUUAGGACUUGCUUAUUGUUAAGGACUUCCAGAUAAACACUCAUUGGCAGUUGAAAGCGAUGAAAGCUUCAAAGAUUUAGUUUGGGAACAAAAAAUGGACUUUUAGUAUGUUUAUUAAGAUAAUAAUGGAACUAAAUUUGCUGUAGUGACUAAAUAAGGAGUUAAUGAUAUUAAUUAAAGUGUUAAUUUUAAGCUUAUCUAAAAAGGACUUAUUAGGUUAAAUGAGAAUGUUAAUUUACCAGAAUAAUAUUAGAAAUGGAAAGAUGAAGAAGAAUUUGUUUCGGAAAAAAAAGUUGGACUUUGGGCUUUUGAUACUUAGUUUGGAUAAGAAGAUGAUUGAUAUUUGUUUUAUUUAGUAUUUUUUUUUAUUAUUAAUUUUAAAUAAUAUUAAAAUAAUUUUAUUUUUAAAAAUUAUAAAUAAAUAAUAAAUAUUAUAAAAAAUAUAUAUAUAUUUAUAUAAAUAUAUUAUUAUUAUUAUUGAUUUAUAAUAUAAAUUAAUAGUUAAUUUUAAAUUUU